Molecule: messenger RNA, 1648 nt
Organism: Geodia barretti
Lineage: Eukaryota; Metazoa; Porifera; Demospongiae; Tetractinellida; Geodiidae
Source: the annotation of a GenBank genome assembly
UCGUGCUUACAAAGGUUGUACGUUGGGGGCUAUUAUUAUAGUGGGCGUGGCAAUGGUUGCCGUUUAAUUCGGCCACUUCAACGUUGUUUGCUUAGAAAACGAUUUUGUCCUCAGGCAUUACAUUGGUAUUGGUAUUUUUGUGUGGGUUUUUUUCUGUUUUAUCUAUUUAGUUCGGUUGGUCUUUUGGGUUGAGUGGUUUUUCUUGAGGUAGGCCCUUAUGAGUUGAUGUUUCUCAUAGUUUUGGGGGGGUUGGGUAGUGGGUCAUUGGUAGGAGGAAGAGUAGUUCUUUUAAUUGUCUCUGUUUCAUCGGGUGGGGGGGGUACUGUCUGAAUAAUAUAAAUUAGUUGUGAUUGUAUGUUUUUUACUACAGGACCUUUGCGAGGCCAGUGUUGGAGGAACAUUUCAAUGCCACCAUUCAUUUUGGAAUGAGUCUCAUGAAGCCAGGGAAACCAACAACCUUUGCUACCGUCAACAGAGGUGGAAAAACAAAGCUAGUGUUUGCUCUUCCAGGUAACCCAGUGUCUUCAGUGGUAAGCUUCUACCUGUUUGUGGUGCCAGCUCUGAGGAAGAUGGCUGGCUGGAGACACCCCCACCUCUCACCCAUCUUUGUCAAGUUGGAGCACUCUAUCUCCCUCGAUCAAAGACCAGAGUACCAGAGAGCCCUCGUCAACUGGAGCCCCUCCUCUGACGACCAAUUUCUUCCCUCGGUGUCCACCACGGGGAGUCAGUGCAGCAGUCGUUUGCUCAGCAUGCGGUCGGCCGAUGUCCUACUGGAGCUGCCUGCUAGGAGUGAGGGCAGAGCUAAGUUGGAGGCUGGGGCUGUCGUUAAAGCUCUGCUGUUGAGGUAGUGUGUAACUGUUUCCUAGAGAUCUUUUCAGGAAGCUCAGAACUUCUACAUACAGCAAGCUCAGCUGCUAUAUAGAGUAAAUUUUGAGACUGCUAUAUACUUGUACAUAGCUGUCUUUUAAGCUAUUUGUUCUGAGGACAAAAGUGUGUUCAAAAUUACAAGUCAGUUUUAGGUCUGCAAGCUGCGAAGUGCAAAGCCUGUGAGUUGCCUUACUGUAAAGCUACUAUUGCGGCAGCUAUUGAAUUUGUAUGUACUGUCGGCUACAGUCAAUACGCAAGUAGUUUACUAUGAAGAGAUUAGAUGAUGUGGGGAGAUUUCCACUUUUGGGAUUAAGGGGAUUGAGAUGAAGUUGUCUGUAGGGGUCAUAGUGGUGCAGUCGAUUUUAGUCACUUUUCCGUUGUGACAAAACAUAAAACAUAGAUCCAAGUCUGGAGUGGGGAGAGGUACAUACAUUACAGUAUGUAGCCCGGCAUUUCGAGUGGUUCAGGCCUCAGUAGACUCCUCCCCCUAUCUGACGCUGGUCCCUUGGUCGUGGGUUGGGAGCCAGGAGCUGUCGCGAAACACUUCCAGAAACGAAGGGUUUCGUCUGCACCGGCGCUGGCUACGCUGUUUCCGUCGUGACUCGGGGCAAGAUGAAGGAUCCUGCCCUGGUGGCCACGGAGGAGGCAGCACGGGAGAGGGACGGGUAGCUCCAGACGAGGAGCUCGUUGUGGGGGUGGCCGUGGGAGGAGAGGAGCUCUCUGUGCUGGGACGACCACACCAGACCAAUGACCUAGUGUGGGUGGGGACCGACAUGUUUGU